Molecule: messenger RNA, 1999 nt
Organism: Prorocentrum cordatum
Lineage: Eukaryota; Dinophyceae; Prorocentrales; Prorocentraceae
Source: the annotation of a GenBank genome assembly
CCUCCUCACGCCCGGCCGUUCUAGCUCAUUAUUCUCGUUCGUUGCUGUUGUCGGUCCAAGUGCCUGUCUGUACGUAUUACAUAUGCGAGCUGCUCGGCUCGCGCACAGAACAUCCAUGUGCUAAUUCGUCAUCAACCCGCCCCGGACCAAGGAUGGACGGCCGGGCGAAGGCGGGGAAGAGCGUCACCUUCAAGCCGCAGCGCCCAGAUGCGAAGGACGAGGAGACCGGGGGCCAGGUCAAGAAGAGCCAGAAGCUGGCGCCAUCCAGGCGGAGGACCACCCUUUCUCGCAUCAAGGUGAACGAGCGGACGUGCUUCGUCCUCGAUGGACUCGAACAGUUCAGCCUUGGAGAGAUCAUCGACGAUGUUGGAUUCGGCCCCUACCAGGUCCACACCUUCAUCAUCUCGGCGGGCGCGCUGAUGUCUGAGGCGGCCCUCAUAGAGAUGUGCUCGAGCGUGGCCAAGACCGUCAGCGCCGACUUCGGCAUCGAAAGCGACCUUCAGAAGGCCAUGAUCGUGGCAUUCCUGUUCGCAGGCAUCCAGCUGGGCACCUUCGCCUCGGGCCCGCUUGGGGACUUUCUGGGGCGCCGGUGGCCGGUCCUCCUGGGCUACUGCGGCAUGCUGCUGGGCGCCGUGGCCGCCUUCUUCUCGCCGAGCAUGGGCCUCCUCCUCGUGGUCCUGGUGCUGACGGGGGUGUCGGCGGGCAUUUGCGUCCCCGCCGCCAUGAUCACCCUGACGGAGGUCAUGCCGUCGCGCCUCCGAGGCGUCGUGGGCGCUGCCAUCGGGAUGGCCUGGAGGCUGGGCUGGCUCUGGGCCGCCUUCGGGCUGCGGCUCUUCAUGCCCGACCUGCAGCACGGGCCCUGGCGCUGGCUCGUCCUGUGGGCGGCCGCCCCCGCCGCCCUCUUCCUCUGCUUCGUGGCGGCGAGCCCCGUCUUCCGCCAGGACGGCCCGCACUACCUGGCCAUCCGGGGCGACGGGAGGAAGCUGAUCGAUGCGAUCAAUUUGGUGGCGGACAUGAACGGGCGCCCUGACCGGAAGAUGGUGUUCGACGCCAGCAUCCGGAAGGAGAAUAGCGCGGUGAUCUCCUUCGGGGAGACGGUCGCGAUUUUGAAGACGCACCCGUUCUGGCAGUACUUCUGCUGCAUGGUGGCGAUGUUCUUCAGUAAAGAGUUCCUGGCGGCGGGACUGGUUGCCUUCUGGCCUGUCGCGUUCUCCUCGGUGGGUGCCCUCGGAUCGCUCGUACCUGCUACUGGGCUCGCGGUCACCACUUUCAUCAGCAUCCCUGGGAUCUUCGUCGCGAUGUAUUUGAUGUAUUGGCUCCCGCGCCGCACCGCCCUCUGGACCGGCACCGCGCUGUCCGCGCUCUCGGCGCUGCUGAUACUGGGCCUGGAUGGGGCCUCGAGCUGGCAGGUGGGCCUCGGCCUCGUGGGCGUGGCUUCGAUCCAGCUCUUCUUCCCGACGUGGCAGAUGGUCACCAUGCUGCUCGUCAGCGAGGUGUUUCCGACGCAGGUGCGCGGCUGGGCCUUCUCGCUGAGCUUCUUCCUCGGACGCUUCGGGUCCGAAGUGGCCCAGGUCGUCGUCAACACGUCGCAGCACGGGUUCCUGGUCGCGUGCGCAUGCCUCGCGGGCGUGGCCGCGCUUGCCGCGAGCAGGCUGCCCGAGACGAGCGGCGUGGAGCUCACGAACUUCACCGCCAAGGGCGAGGAGGCCAAGCUGGUCGGAUCCGAUAAGGAGGAGCCGCUUGAGUCUGGCGGAUACGGUGCGGCCAGCAAGCCCGCGGCUGCGACGGACUGAGCGGGUGGUGCACGCAGGUCGGCGGGGGACUGGCUGUGCUGGCCUUGUUGGCCAGGCCGAUUUUCUGGCUGCUUCGGCCGUGUAUUCGUAGGGAUUUCCGGCCAUGCCGCUUCAGGGGCUCCAGCGAGCGGGGUCGAUGGCUCUCUCUCUCCUCCUCUUACUCCUCCUCCUCCUUCCUCCCCCUCUCCUUCUCCUCUCACUGCUCG